Molecule: messenger RNA, 4053 nt
Organism: Hypoxylon fragiforme
Lineage: Eukaryota; Fungi; Ascomycota; Sordariomycetes; Xylariales; Hypoxylaceae
Product: timeless-domain-containing protein
Exons: 3
Coding region: 149-3682 (1177 amino acids)
Biological process (GO): DNA repair; DNA replication checkpoint signaling; replication fork arrest
Cellular component (GO): replication fork protection complex
Molecular function (GO): DNA binding
Source: RefSeq, a predicted model, not a curated record
AAUUUAUUUAUUUAGUAGUACAUACUACUACUAGUACUACAUACCCUGUACAACUCUAUCAGAUUGGCUUUCACUUCCAUGACCACCACCAAACCAAACCAAAACACUCAUAAAACUCUGGCAUAGGAAGACAUUCCUCAUCGCCACCAUGGAGUUUGUAGAGGGUUCUUCUUCUACUGAUGUAGUGCAUCCCGAGGUUCGGGCGCACAUCAACAGUCUCGUCUCCGCUCUCGGUGGCUUUAGUGCUGACGAUGAAGGAAGAUAUGUGCUUGGAGACUCUGCCUCUGAAGUUCUUAGGGAUAUUAAAAAAUGGAUUCGAUUCUACGACGAGAAGACGAACCGCAUGGACGUUGCGCGAUGCUUGGCCGAAGCGAAUAUAGUCGAAGGCGAUCUAUUACACAUCCUCGCCUCUUGGCCCGAAAAUGCCACCGACAAUAAAUUCAAGGCGAGAGCUGCCUUGUCUUGCUUCGAGAUUAUGGUGCCCCUAACUUGGCCAUUGGAACGCGAACUCGACCAGAUGACCGUCAAUCAUCAUCGACAUCUUCCCGUGCUACAGCUCGCCCAGCUUGGUUAUAAGCGUGCGAUUAUCAACUUCGAUGCCGCCCAGAUACUCCACACCGCCGUCCGAGUUGCAUUGCCUUCCAUGGCUCUGUCCCGCAGCGACCGAUCUACACGCGACGAUGGAAUUAUCAAGCUCGUCUUACUAUUUCUACGAAAUAUAGCCAUGAUCUCACCACCCCCUGGCAUCAAGUACGAAGACGAUGAAUCUCAGAUCUCGCGCUCGGCCCUAAUAGACGCCUAUUCUUACCAAGAUAUCCUUCUCACCAUCCUAACAGUAGCCUCGAACAUGGGAGAAGACUUUAAUCAGGAGGGCGUUAUUAUAAUGGAGAUCAUUUUCCACUUGGUCAAGCGUGUUGAUGUCAAUAAGCUAUUCAUGGAUGAAAAACAGCUUAGCAAGACCAAAUCGAAUGAACUUGCGACCAUGAUGAGCAAAGAAGCGGCAAUGCAUCGAUCUUACAAUCGCAAAGCUCCGUCCAGACAUAAUCGGUGGGGCACCAUGAUCUGGGUGGAUCGAGGCGACGGGAAGGUUUCAACAGUUACGGGACAGGAUGCUUUGCUUGAUGCGGCAACCAGACAACACAAGAUGGACAAUAGUAAAGUAUAUCGGCCGCCGCGAAGGCCUAGGAAAGACGAGAUGGAGCCAAAGGAUCUGGGACCGCCGGUGUCAUUAAAUACAAGGGCACGCCAACAACUAAAGGAUUUCGUGGAAGAAUUUUUAGAUUCUGGCUUCAAUCCCCUUUUCCAACACGUGAGGAAGAAGCUCGACGAACAGAAGGAGUAUGUCUUCGAGUACCAUUCACGCCAAUUCUUCUAUCUAGUUGCAUGGUUUCUAGAAGCCGAAAGAGCAAGGAAGAUGGCGGCAAAAAAUCGCAAGUCAACUAGCACAGAGGAAGUUAGUUCCUUCAACCUUGUAGCUGGUGUUCUCAAUCAACAGACGUUCAUCACCUUGAAUAGGGCAAUUGGCGACUCCAUGGAGAGCAAGCGUUGGCAAGAGCUAUGUGCUGCGAUGCGUUGCUUCACACAGAUUUUACUGACUGUUCAGGAGAUGUCAGAAUCUGGAAAUGAAGAGGACGAAGAGAUUGCAGAGAAUAUUCUCAGCCGUAUAUUCUACGAAGAGGAGACGCAUGACAGGAUCGCGAAUAUUGCGAAGACCUACAAAGAUCAGGGGUUCGAAUAUCUCGAUGCGUGCACCGAGCUUACGCAUACUUAUCUCCGCGUUCUGGAAGCAUUCUCAAAACAGAAUGUGGAUAUGCAAGUGCGGUCACGACGAAGAGUGCGAAAGAAGAAGAAGGCUGCCAAGGCUUCCGGGGAGGAUGAAGAGAACCCUGUGGUGGAAGAGGAAGAUGACUCUGAGAAUGACCAGGCGAGCGCGGAGCGAACAUCCAGCGAACGAAAGUUCGACUUCAACCGAUUCGUAGCUCGAUUCACUCCCCAAGGUGUAGUUGAUACAUUCGUCCAAUUCACGAAAUACUACAAGGAUUUGGACGAAUCUCAGCUGAAGCGAGCGCAUCGUUACUUUUACCGGAUAGCCUUCAAACAGAAUAUGAGUGUGAUGCUCUUCCGGGUUGACAUCAUCCAACUCCUUUAUAGUAUGAUAAAAGGCCAAGAGCCGCUGGACAAGAGUUCAACAAUGUACAAGGAAUGGGAGGAGCUGGUAAAACAGAUCCUCAAGAAGUGCAUCCGCAAGGUGGAGGAACGACCUCAGUUGAUAAUAGAGAUGCUCUUCUCAAAAAUUAACGCAACAGCGCAUUAUCUGGAGUACGGCUACGAGAAACAGACCCUAUCAGCAUCCCAACUCAAACCAGCGGCCGAAUUGGAGUUUCGCCAUAUUGAAGAACAUGAUAAACAAAUCGCGAUCGUGGUUAGUGCUUUGCUAGACAAGAACCUAGCUGAUCACGUCAAAUGGGUCAAGGGCCAGCUAUCCCAGGCAGAGACGGAGAGGAGGACGUGGGAGGCAAUGGAAAAAGCCAUACCCUCAGUGGAAGCUGGCGUGAGCGAAGAGAAUGAGGCCGAACAACCAAACACGGAGAAACCUGUCAAGGAACCACCGCAUAUUUCUGUUCGACCCGACAACGAUGCCCGUCGCACUGCCAUGUUCAAAAACUCUCACCUUCGACUUCUUAUGAAGCUGGUCGGGUUUGAACGCCUCGUUCCAUCCGUUGACGAGACACCCGAAUCUGCCUGGAUCAUCCCACCGCCUUUGACCGCUGACCAACUCAAGGAAUCCCUCGACUUAAUUAACCAGGCGGAGUUUAAUCCGCCCACCUUUGAGGACGGCAAGUUAGCAGAGGAUCAAUUAAGAAGGAAGGCCGCGCCACGCAAGAAGGCUGUCUUUGACGAUGACGAUGGGGUCGAUAACGAUGAUGAUGAGAUUCUGUUCCCCGCGGGUGGCCCCACAGCGCGAAAGGUAGCAGACGACUUCCUGGACAAGCCAAAGAAGACGCGCCGGCGACGACGCCGUGGUAGCGAUGCCGAGGAGCCCACCGAGGAGCAACUCGAGGAUAAGGCGAGGGCCCGCAAGGAGCGGGAGAAGGCCAAGGCAAAGAGAUUCAAGAGCGACCUCUUCGUGCAUGCGAGCGAUGAUGAAUCGGAUGACGGGGAACGGUGGGCGGAGUUUUACGCCAACGAGGAGAAGCUCCGCCAACAGCAGAGCGCGGUUGCGGCUGAUAAAGCGACGGGAAUUACGAUAUCGGCCGCGCCUAAACUGGUCGAGAAGCGCAAAGCCCAGGUGUUGCUGGCGGAUGAUAGUGAUAGUGACAAUGAUGAUGAUCUCAUCUUGCCGCAGGAGUCUGACGAUGAUGAUACCAGUCGGCCGAAUGCGAAGAAGAAGAAGAAGAACAUUGGGUUUGCGGAAGAGGAUAGCGCGUCUGACUCCGAUGACAUGCCCCCGUCGUCUAGUCCCCGCACGGGCUCGGCACCGGGCGCUAAGCGAAGACGGUUAUCUAAAGAACUGUCGGCUCCGGCUGAUGGCGAUGGCGAUGAGGAGAUGAAAGAUGCUGAUGCUGAUGCUGAUGCGGAUGCUGAUAACGACGACGAUGAAGACGAAGAUCUGCCCGCUUCUAAGCCAUCUACCAGGCGGCGUAGAGCGGGGUUUUUGGUUGAUAGCAGUGAUGAGGAGUAAUGAAUACCCUGGGUAUAUAUCUAGGUAGACAGAUAGGUUUCUGCCUAGGGGUGCUGGGUACUGGGCUGAUUUGGGAUGGUUGCAUGGUCUCGGCGUUUAUCAUACCUACCUGCCAUCUUCAGGGUAUGGGGAAAUGAAGGUCUUGGGUGUUGCAUAGGACUGGCGGGAUGAAUUUUUAUGUUUACAGUACAUAGGUAUGUAUAUGUAUUAGGCAUUUACGUAGCCCUGGAGUGCUAUAUAUAAAAUACCAAGCCUACCUAGGUAUCUAGGCACAUAAGGUACUUUUUUCGAUUAUGGAGCGAGGUUUAUGGGGAGGCUCUGUUAUGCAUCAUGGUGUGUACAUUAAGACCAUCACAAGGAGUGAGAAAACA